UUUAAAUUAUCUCAUUUCAGUUAACUAGAGUUGAGAACUAUUCUAUCUGGUUUAGGUCAAUGAAAAUUGACUUAUUGGGUAGGAAUAAAUUUGGGUUGAUUUAUGGGUCGUGUAAGAAGCGAGAUUUUCCAGUAUUAGAAGGUAAUUGGGAAAGAGUGAAUGUCAUUGUCUUGUCAUGGAUUAUGAAUUUUGUGUCUAAGAGUCUCUUAGGAGGUAUAAUAUAUGCCUUGAGUGCUAAAGUUGUCUGGGAUUAUCUGUAUGAAAGGUUUAAUAAAAUGAAUGGUUCAAGGACAUCCAAUCUUCAUAAAGAAAUUGCAACCUUGAGUUAGGGUACGAGUUCAGAGUCAAUGUACUACUCUAAGCUCAAGGGUAUAUGGGAGGAUUUUGAAGAAUACCACUUACAUCUACAAAAACUGAAGUUGUUUCAGUUUCUCAUAGGGUUGAAUGAUUCAUAUUUGCAAGCAAGAUUCAAAUUCCGAUGAUGAGUCCAGUACCUAGUGUUAAUCAAGCUUACUCUAUGAUUCUUAGUGAUGAAAUCCAAAAGUCAGUUAUGGAAAAUGCUGGAGUAUUGGGUGCUGGUCCUGCAAACUUACAGGGUAUGCAGGGACAAUUUGAUGCUGUGAUGUACUAAAAUACAAAUGAGAAUCAACAAAGAUUCAAGAAAAACUAUAAUAUGUUCUGUGACUUCUGUAAAAUGAAGGGUCAUACAAGAGAAACUUGUUACAAGAUUAUUGGUUAUCCACAAGAUUCCAAGUUCAAAAAGAAAGGAAGAAAUAGUUCUGCCUACAAUAUGGUUGCUGAAACAGAUAAGACAAGUGGUGAACUGCAGUUAAAUCAAGAUACAAGUUCAAAUAACUAUGGAUAUAUAGGAAAGGGACAAAUGAUGUAUGAUUCAGGUCUGAAUUCAGGGAUCAAGUCUCCUCAGUCUCAAAAAGAUUCUCUGGAGUCGUGUUCCUUAACCAGAGAGCAAUAUGGUCAGAUUUUGCAGUUUUUCAAUAAGAAGUCAGAGGUUCCACAUUGUGCAAAUGUAGCAGGAACUCUUCAGUGGGAAGGUGAAGAUAAUUGGUAAAGAAGAUGGAGGAUUAUACAUUCUUUCAAGCAACAUAAAUAAAGAAGAAGUCACUUUAACUGCUAACAUUAUGUUCAUAAUGAUGAAUACACUCCAAAAGUAGAUGUUCAUUUAGUACAUCAAAGGCUUGUUCUUGUUUCUAGUUCUGUUCUUAAGACAUUGUUUAACCUAAGGUUAGCUGAUAUUAAUCAAACUGUAAGCAAGUGCACUAUAUGUCCUUGUGCUAAACAAGUUAGACAUUCUUUUCCUUCUAGCUCAUCUAGUAGCUUACAUAACUUUGACUUGUUACAUAUGGAUAUAUGGAGACCUUAUAAAAUGGCAACUUUUGAUGGAUAUAAAUAUUUCUUGACUGUUGUGGAUGA
Messenger RNA from Solanum dulcamara, 1431 nucleotides. RefSeq lists its product as uncharacterized. The record is from RefSeq and is a predicted model, not a curated record. NCBI's taxonomy places the organism in Eukaryota, Viridiplantae, Streptophyta, Magnoliopsida, Solanales, Solanaceae. Bases 674 to 1069 code for a protein of 131 amino acids. The transcript is spliced from 2 exons.